ACGCAAUAUCAAUCUCCAAUCAUGCCAGGAAGAACGCUCUCCCAACGCCUCUACAUCCUCGACAUCGCCAUUUCAACAUCAAACCCCCCAUACCAAGGCCGCAUCCUAACAAGCGACCCCUCAGGCUCCUCCCUGCAAACCCUCAUCCCAAACCUCCAUGAAAUGCCCGACGGCAUCACAAUCGACGAAGAAGCGGGACACAUCUACUGGACGAACAUGGGCGCAGACUUCUCGACAAACUGCGGCUCAAUAUCCCGCGCCGAUCUCGACGGGAAGAACAUCAGAACGAUUGUGCCACGCGGAGUCACGCAUACACCGAAGCAGAUCGCUUUAGCGAAAGAAGCGCAGAAGCUGUAUUGGUGCGAUAGGGAAGGAAUGAAGAUUAUGCGGUGUGGUGUCGAUGGCGGGGAUGUUGAGAUUCUGCUGAGCACGCAAGGGGAAGAGGGGAGGCUGGAUAUGGAGAAGUGGUGUGUUGGCAUCGCAGUGGAUGAGCGGCGGGGGCAGAUUUAUUGGAGUCAGAAGGGUCCUGCGAAAGGGAGAAAGGGGAGGAUCUUUCGAGCGCCGAUUCCUGAUUCAUCGAACGGUGGUUCUGGAAAUGUUAUUCAGAGGGAGGAUAUCGAGGUUCUGUUUGAGGGACUACCGGAGCCUAUUGAUCUCGAGCUGGAGGAGGCAACGCAGACGUUGUACUGGACUGAUCGGGGGGAUCCGCCAGAGGGGAAUAGUGUGAACAGGGCGUGUGUUUCAGAGCAAGCGAAGGAGAGUGGGUACCGGAAGGAGAUUCUCGCAACGAGGUUGCACGAGGCUAUUGGGAUUGCUUUGGAUGCUGAGAAUCACAGAGUUUUUGCGGCCGAUCUUGCGGGAGGACUGUAUGAGGUGGAUACGAACAAAGGAAAAGCAUCCAAACGUGUGCUAUUUCCAGAAAUUGGAGAUGUUACUGGGAUAGCGCUGGCCAAUGUACCAUAUUGA
Messenger RNA from Periconia digitata, 966 nucleotides. NCBI's taxonomy places the organism in Eukaryota, Fungi, Ascomycota, Dothideomycetes, Pleosporales, Periconiaceae. The record is from the annotation of a GenBank genome assembly.